AUGGCCUUGCUCUCGUUCCUGAGGCGAGGGAAAUCAAAGCCACGGGUGCCUUCAUGCAAGGGAGCCUUUCAAAAACCCAACAAACUUCUUCAUCAGAAUUACGAGACCUUGCUGGAGACAUGCUUGAAGAAUAAAUGCCUGUUCAAGGAUGAGAACUUCCCAGCUGACCUUCGUUCCAUUGGAAUGGGAUCAUUGCUGCAGAAACUGCCCCCAAAGCUACAAUGGAAGAGGCCACAUGAGCUGCAUAAAACUCCAAUAUUUUAUACUGCAAACACAAGACGGCUUGAUCUCUGCCAAGGAUUGGUUGAAAACUGUUAGUUCCUGGCCGCGCUGGAAGCACUGACGUUCCACCAAGACAUCUUGGCCAUGGUCGUGCCGCAAAACCAAAGCUUUGAUAGGAAGUACGCUGGCAUUUUCCAUUUCCGGUUUUGGCACUUUGGCGAAUGGGUUGAUGUGGUGGUCGAUGACCGACUGCCAGUGAACGAGGCUGGUCAGCUGGUUUUUCUCUCCUCUGUUUGUAAGAAUCUCUUCUGGGGAGCCCUUUUGGAGAAGGCAUAUGCCAAGCUCUAUGGCUCCUAUGAAGAUCUGCAGAUUGGACAAGUGUCAGAAGCGCUGGUGGAUUUUACAGGCGGAGUUAAUAUGACAAUAAAACUGGCAGAGGCUCCUCCUGAUCUGUGGGAUAUACUGACAAGAGCAACCUACAGCAGAUCUCUCAUGGGUUGCCAGACACAUGUAGGGACAGCAAGGGUCCUAGAGAAUGGGCUGGUGGCUGGCCAUGCCUACACAGUCACUGGAAUUAGAAAGGUGACUUGCAAAUAUGGACCAGAAAAUUUAGUGAGACUGAGAAAUCCAUGGGGAAAAACUGAAUGGAAAGGAGACUGGAGCGAUAGCUCUGGGAACUGGGAGCUGCUCAGCCCAAAGGAGAAGAUUUUGCUGCGGAGAAACCAAGAUGAUGGAGAAUUCUGGAUGUCUUUGCAUGAUUUUAAGACCCACUUCGUAGAUCUGAUGAUCUGUAAAUUAACUCCCGACCUGAUGAGCCAGGAAGAUGGGAAGAAGUGGAUGUAUUCUCUGCAGAUUGGGAGAUGGGUCAAAGGAAGCACAGCAGGUGGCAGGAUGAGGCCCUACAAAGACACAUUUUGGAUGAAUCCCCAGUACUGGCUGGAAGUUUUGCAGGGUGACGGCAGCAAAAGGUCCCUGCAUUCCUGCAGUGUGCUGGUGUCCCUGAUCCAGAAACCCAGCAGCAAACACCGAAACCGGGCACCUCACCUCCCCAUAGGGUUUUCCAUCUUCAAGGUGGGCCCAGAGUACCACAAAAGCAACAAAAGGCUGGCGCCAGCGUUCUUUGCUAGGAACCCCUCCAUCAACCAAAGGCAUCUCUUCCUGAAUGAGCGGGAAGUGACUCAGGAUUUCCGGCUGCAGCCUGGGGUCUAUGUCAUCGUUCCCUCCACCGCAGAACCCCAGCAGGAGUCCGAGUUCAUCCUGCGAGUUUUCUCCAGGAAGCACGUCCUCCGCGAAAUGGGCAGAAAUUCAAGCUUCAUCCUUUCCAAGGAAAUAAUUGAUAAACAUGAAGGCAAGAUUUGGGAGGAUUUCUUCAAUAAGCAUUUUGAAUAUCAUCCUGAAAUAAACGCUGUGCAACUCCAGAGGAUCCUGAAUAACGUUGUCUGGACACAUCUCCAGAGCUUUCGGCUGAGGUUUAGUCUGGAUGCCUGCCAAGGUAUCCUGGCACUGCUGGACCUUAAUGCCACUGGCACACUGAGUAUUCAGGAAUUCAGGGUCCUGUGGAAGAGGCUGCUUUUCUAUCUGGAAGUUUUCCAGAAGAAAGAUGUUGAUAGAUCAGGAAAUCUGGACUUAGUGGAAUUGCAUGCAGCUGUGCAGGAGACAGGUAUUUCGCUCAGCAACGAAGUCUGUAACCUAAUGGCGAUUAGAUACGGCAACCCUGACCUGAAAAUCAGCUUUGAGAGCUUCGUCUGUUUCAUGCUGCGAGUGGAGAUCAUGGGGGAGGCCUUUCGGAACUUAACUACAGACGGCAAAGGGAUAUAUCUCCAGGAAUCUGAGUGGAUGAUGAUGACUCUCUAUUCCUAA
Gopherus flavomarginatus (Mexican gopher tortoise) is the source of this 2082-nucleotide messenger RNA. RefSeq names its product calpain 14 (gene CAPN14). Gene Ontology annotation, biological process: proteolysis. Gene Ontology annotation, cellular component: cytoplasm. Gene Ontology annotation, molecular function: calcium ion binding; calcium-dependent cysteine-type endopeptidase activity. NCBI's taxonomy places the organism in Eukaryota, Metazoa, Chordata, Testudines, Testudinidae. The transcript is spliced from 21 exons. The record is from RefSeq and is a predicted model, not a curated record.